Histoplasma capsulatum G186AR is the source of this 1514-nucleotide messenger RNA. RefSeq names its product MSF1 domain-containing protein. Bases 1 to 1014 code for a protein of 337 amino acids. The transcript is spliced from 2 exons. Lineage: Eukaryota; Fungi; Ascomycota; Eurotiomycetes; Onygenales; Ajellomycetaceae. Gene Ontology annotation, cellular component: mitochondrial intermembrane space. The record is from RefSeq and is a predicted model, not a curated record. Gene Ontology annotation, molecular function: phosphatidic acid transfer activity. Gene Ontology annotation, biological process: phospholipid transport.
AUGAUUGUUAGGAAAAAGAGAAUUGAGGCACCGAAGAACGAGGGUCGAAAAUCGCAGCUUGACGUUGUCGAUUCCCAACACCUGGAGGCUGCAGUCUAUGUCUCUCCAGCCGGCCAUCAAGUGUUUUCGAUAUCUCCUCUGUCUGACGGGCCAGACGCCAAUGCCUUAACAAUGAAGUUCUUCGAAAGCACCUUCAACUACGAUUACUCUUUUCCCGCUGUCUCACUUGCCUACUUCCUCCGUUAUCCGAACCCUUACUCCCGCCAUGUCCUGACCACCGAUGUCAUCGAUCGCUAUGUCGACCCUGUCACAGAGCGCUUGCAUACCACCAGGCUGCUUCUUAAAAAAUCCAAGAUCCCCUCGGCCAUGCUGAAGUUACUACCCAAGGGAAUUGGCGGCAGCGAGAACUCAGGCCAGAGCUUCAUCCUCGAGACCACCGUUGUAGACGUGAAAGAAGGCUGGAUGCAUACAGAAUCUCGUAAUAUGGAAUGGACGGGCAUCCUCAGCGUCGUGGAAAAGCAACUAUAUCGACGCCUCCCUCCUUCCUCGGACAACGGUAAUCCCAAACCACGGACAUGGUGGUCAGGCUCGUCCAUUGACGAACCCAAAGACGAGAGGACAAGCGUGAAAACCACAGUUACGUUUCGUUCAAGUCUGGGGCAAGCGGUGCUCAAUCGCUCCAAGAAGUUUGAUGCUUCAUCAGCAGGCGAACACGGCGAUGACGAGUCUCACAGCAAACGAAGCCUUCUCGCAUCAUGGUCCACGGCCGGAAUCCAGCGCACAAUUGAGCUCGUGGGCGUGAAGCGAACGCGAGAUGCUGUUCUGAAGAGCAAACAAGGAAUGAACGUGGUUUUGGAGCGGUUAAGGAAUGGCGGAAUCGUCGGAGUCCUCGAGGGGAUGCAGCAGGAUCGUGAAGCGGGACAUGAAGGGCCGUGGAAACGUGUUUGGAUGCAUGGCGCUCACGGUCACCACGAACAUCCCCGUUCUCACAGCCAUGCUGAUGACGAUGGUUAAAGUUCCGGCUAACUCCGGGGGAAUCGAUAACUUCGACCUCCUACAUCCACGACAACGAGUGCUCAAUUGCUGUUCAAUCGCGCCGCGGUUUCGACGCAAUCUGAAAAGUUUUUUCUUCUUCAAUUACAAACUAGCAUGGUGUUCUGGCGUUGCGGUUCUGGAUUUCAAACAUCUCCUGUUCCUUUUCUGACGGAGGGAAUUUUUGCGCUACUUGCGCCUUUUGCAAAGAAGUUCUUUCUCUUCUCUUCUUUUUCUUUUUUCUGACUGUAUUUAUUAUCAUUGCUUCUUUUCUGUUGGCUGAGCAAAGAGUGGGUGACGAAACGGAAGAAAUGACCUGUUCCUGACCUGUACAUUAUUCAACCCAUCAGAGUAGACAUGGCACAUGGCGUGGGUAUGUGGAGGCAACGGUGGCGUCGAAGGGGCGCGAAAACUUGUCCGUCCUCUCGUCAACUCAUUCACUUCAUAUAUUUGCUUAUCUUGUCCUUAUCUAUUUUUGCUUC